AUGUCCGCGCCGACUCUCGCCUCGCACGCCACCGCCCGCGUCGGCACGCGCGUCUCCACCCGGACGACGCGCGCCGCCUUCGUCGCCAGCCGUGCCGUCGCCUCCGCAUCCACCUCCGACCGAAGCCCCGGCGUCGACGCUAUCCAGACAUGCAAGAUGCCAACCCCGGGCCGGCGCGCCUUCCUCGCGACGGCGUCCGCGCUGUGCCUCGCGUCCGCCCCCGCGUCGUCCCUCGCCGCGAACGACGCGGUCCUCGCGGCGCUCAAGGCGAAGGAAUCCGCCGACCUCGUCGAGGGCGGCGCGGUGCAGACGCGACUCAACGCCGCGCUCGACGAGCUCAGACGCGCGCAGCAGCUCGCGUCGGUGGGCGAGUACGCCAACGCGCGUCAGCUCCUCCGCAAGGGCGCCCUGGAGCAAGUCCGCGGCGACCUCGUCAAGGUGGGGGCGUACCUGAGGGUGCAGCGCCCGACGUUCGCGGAGUUCGAGGGCCUCGCCGUCACCGGCGGUCUCGACGCCUUCGACGGGAGCAUGAGGGCGAUGGAGGUUGGCGCCAAAGAAGUCACCGCGACGGACGUCAACACCAACGCUCGCGCCGCGGUGAGCGCGCUCGAGGAGGUGGUGUACCUGCUGGGCCGCGACAGGACGUACCAGGCGCAGAAGGAGAAGCUCAUGGGCGGACCGGUGGUGAGAACCGACGGGGAGGUGGCGGGCGAGCGGCGCGAUUACCUGGCCGAGGAGGAGAUGAUCGUGCGCGACGCGAACAAGGUCUUCACCGAGGCGUGGAUGACGGACGACAAGUGA
Micromonas commoda is the source of this 801-nucleotide messenger RNA. RefSeq lists its product with no specific name. NCBI's taxonomy places the organism in Eukaryota, Viridiplantae, Chlorophyta, Mamiellophyceae, Mamiellales, Mamiellaceae. The transcript has a single exon. The coding region runs from base 1 to 801 and encodes 266 amino acids. The record is from RefSeq and is a predicted model, not a curated record.